Salvelinus sp. IW2-2015 is the source of this 306-nucleotide messenger RNA. The record is from RefSeq and is a predicted model, not a curated record. NCBI's taxonomy places the organism in Eukaryota, Metazoa, Chordata, Actinopteri, Salmoniformes, Salmonidae.
UAUAAUUAUGUUUUCUAUCCUCAGUCCUGGACAAGAGCCUGGUGGCCAGCUGUAAGGAUUCCAUAGGCUGGAUGUUCUCUAAACUGGAUACUAAUACUGAUCUGUAUCUGGACCAGGCCGAGCUGGCAGCUAUCAACCUGGACAAGUAUGAGGUGUGCAUCCGGCCCUUCUUCAACUCCUGUGACGGCUACAAGGACGGGAGGGUAUCCACCGCAGAGUGGUGCCUCUGCUUCUGGAGGGAAAAGCCCGCUUGUCUGGCUGAACUAGAGAGGAUCCAGGUUCAACAAGUGGCCAAGAAGAAGCCUG